UUCGUUCGAGCGCUAGUGCUUUUUUCUGCCGACUGUUUCCGUUUAGUUAUUUUAAUGAAGUUCAUUCAAUUUAAGCAAAAAUAAUGCGAAAAACGUUCCCAAUUAAUCACGACAUUACCUGCGACAGCAGCCAAGUGUUUUCCGGUGCACAGAUCUGUGAAAUAUCGCCCGAAGUGUUCGCGAAUGAAACCGAAGGCAGCGUGCUAUGUUUGCCUCCCGGUGUUCCGGUUUUGGUUCAGUUGUCCAACGGGAAGCAGUUCCUCUGUCGGUUGUUUGCUCCACCGGAUAGGCAUUUAAGCAAUAGGACAGUGUGUUUUGUGGACGAAUGUGUGCAGUUCUGUGGUGGGAGUUAUGUAGUUGGAGCGGAGAAAGACGUUCCCCAGGUUAAGGAGCUGGAAGUGAUCCUGGAAGAGUUGUGUUCCUUCCAACGGAUCAGGGUGGAUUUGAGUAUCGAUUGCUUCAGAUUGGAUUUGGAACUGCUGAUCAAUGAGAGCCAACUUUUAGCCUUGGUAAAGGGUCUUUUACGGACACUUUUUGUAAGCAAGGGUUGUCUUGUAAAACCUGAAGAAAAAUCAAAUUGUGGAAUUGUUGAAAUCGGGGUGGUCACAACGGCUGGGCCACAUAACUUUGGUUACAUUGACACCGGAACAAAGAUUGACAUUGGAACGAUAAGCUUCAACAAGGCAUCGGCUAAAGUCCUAGGAGGAUUGAGUGAAACCAAAGAAUCGCUUUUGAAAGCACUAGGAAGAGGGUCCGAAAACAUAUUAAUAGCUGGUCCACCUGGUUCCGGUAAGUCUUCACUGAUAGCAGAACUGGCCAGGGACGGUAAUCAUCCAGUAUUCGAAGUACGUGGGUUGGACUUCAUAAAGUCACACCCGGGCGAAACGGAGUUAGAGUUGCGCAAAAUAUUCGAGCGGUUGAUUAGCUUCAAUAAACUAUUCCACAGAACAAGUCCCGCUAUCCUUGUGGUGAAGGAUGUAGACACGCUCUGUCCAAAACUGGACUACAGAAAAGGAGAGGAUGUAUCGAACAUUUCAAGGAUAUCAUCCCAGUUUACAUCCCUAUUGGAUUGCCAUCAUGGAAGGGAUAGUGGAAUUCUUGUAAUCGCAACAAGUUCGAACAUUGAAAGCCUUGACGCAAAAGUUCGCCGACCUGGAAGACUUGGUACCGAAAUAUAUGUUCGCAUGCCUUCAGAGACUCAAAGGAAAGAAAUCAUCGAAGCUGUGCUGAAAAGAACAGGGUUUUCUUUGGAGGAAUCCGACCUUGAUGAAAUCAUUCGCAGAAGUCCAGGAUAUGUUGGAGCCGACUUGGAGCUUCUAGUAUACACGAUCCAGAGGACGUUGAGCAGACAACCAUGCCAAGAUGUGCAGUCAGCGAUAGAAGAUUGUAUAAAAAAGAUAAGACCAACUUCGCUACGUAGCUCGAUUGGUCUCAUAAGUGGACUAACGCAAACCCUUGAUUCCAUUGGCGGCAUGGAUGAGCUGAAGAAAGUCCUUCGCAUAUCAGUCCUGGGGCCGCUGAGGCGCCCAGAAGCAUUUCGCCGGUUUGGAAUGAGCCCUCUGAAGGGAAUACUCCUAUAUGGCCCACCAGGCUGCGCCAAAACCACUAUUGCCAAGUGUCUGGCUGCCGAGUCCCGGAUGACGUUUGUGUCCGUUUCGGCUGCUGAAGUUUACUCUCCCUAUGUGGGUGAUUCGGAGAAGCUGAUUGCCAAGUUGUUCAAUCAAGCUCGAUUGAGUGCUCCGGCUGUUAUCUUUUUGGAUGAAAUCGAUUCUCUCGUUGGAAACAGAGGAAUGCAAGGCGUUCGCACAAAUGACGUCCACAUCCGAGUGCUGUCCACACUCUUAACGGAAAUGGAUGGUAUCGGAUCGAGUGUGCAAUCGUCGAUUGGUAGCAGUGUCGAUUCAAAGAACAUUCUGGUCAUAGCGGCAACGAAUCGACCCGAUAUGAUAGACGAUGCUCUACUGCGACCGGGACGUCUAACUAAAUUGAUUCACGUUCCUGCUCCGGACGAAACGGCGCGAUUUGAGAUUUUGAAGAAAGUAUCCGAGGUAGUUCCCCUAGCCCAGGACGUUGAUUUGGUAGAGCUGGCCAAACAGACCGUGAGGUACUCCGGGGCGGAUUUGCAGAACCUUUGCUCUCAGGCCGCGCUACACGCUGCUGCGUUGGACGAAGACGUUCAAAAGGUCGCCAUGGAACAUUUCCAGCACGUUUUGAAAGAAAAUCGACCGUCUUUGACGAGUAAGCAAAUCGAAUGGUACAAUGAAUACGAAGCAAAUCGAAGAAUCGUAUGACAUUCAGAAAGAUUGA
Molecule: messenger RNA, 2307 nt
Organism: Aedes aegypti (yellow fever mosquito)
Lineage: Eukaryota; Metazoa; Arthropoda; Insecta; Diptera; Culicidae
Product: spermatogenesis-associated protein 5-like protein 1
Exons: 2
Coding region: 84-2291 (735 amino acids)
Molecular function (GO): ATP binding; ATP hydrolysis activity
Source: RefSeq, a predicted model, not a curated record